AUGGACGAAAUCUUGGGCGAGGACCUGCCCAUCGCGCCCGCUAGGCUCUUUGAACGUCUAUCCCAAGUGCCAAACUAUACGUGGGAUCGCUCGUUCGUACCGUUCCACACCAGCUAUGAUCACUGGCAUGUCUACGGUGUCCUUCACAAUCCAGAUGUCAUCAACCCGCGCGCAUCAGUUAGUACCUUGACCAGCUUUUCCGUCCUCUCCGGUUCGACCAGAAGCUCUCCGAAACUCGAUCCUCAUCGUCCCGCACUCCGACACAAUCACUGGAGUAGCAUUAGCGGGACUUCGACUGAUAGCGAGAACUUGUCCUCCAAAGGCGACCCGGAUCCAAUAUGGAUGCCUGUUGUGGCACGCAUCAGCAUGCACGUAGUGCGGCUGGAAAGAGAGUUCUAUUAUAACCAGGCGAUCGUUAGGGAUGCCGACCCGGAGUGCGAACAUACCAUACGGCCCAUCGAGAUCUUCAAGCUACCUACCACGCCCGGUGAUACCCGACCUAUCGUCGUCUGUGUAUACGAAGCUCCGGGCAAAAACUAUCUUAGGGAGAUUCUGGACAUGGGACCAGCGUUCUAUGGCCUCAAUAACCACAGGAUGAGUGUCGCCGCCGACGGAACCCCCGGCGAGCGGAUACCACUUCAGGCCUUUCUAGAUUUCGCCGUCGGUGCUGCAGAGACCCUUGAGCUUUUGCAUCACGGUGCCAAUAGUGUCCAUGGAGAGGUUCGCUCAGAUACUUUCCACUGGAACCGGGAGACAGGAACGGUCAAACUGGCUAAUGGUGGGAAUGGACCCCGAGCAUUCGAAAAUCUGCUAUCCAGUGAGGGUUGGGCCAACCUCAGCCGGGAAAUUGGCGUCAAGAAUAAAUUGAAUUUUAUUGCUCCUGAGCAAACGGGGAGGUUACCAGCGGAGCCCGAUAGUCGCACAGAUAUCUACAGCUUGGGGGUUCUGUUCUGGACACUGCUCACCGGACAGCCCGCCUUUGAUGCAGAGACUCCCAUCGAUAUCGUUCAGCGUGUCCUCACCCAUCGUCUUCCUUUGGUCACCGCAGUCCGCAUGGAUGUUCCUGAUGCCAUUGCACAUAUCAUUGCAAAGAUGACCCAAAAGCAGAUGGAUGAGCGUUACCACUCAAUGAGUGGUCUCAGGUAUGACUUGGUACAGAUCCAGAAGUUUCUUGGGGAAGGUGAUCAGGAAAAGAUCAAGAAUUACAAGGUCGGGCAACGAGACGUCUCGUCCUUCUUCAUUCUCCCAACCAAACAGUUUGGCCGACACGCCGAGACCGAACGUAUCACCAAGAUUAUUGACGAGGCCCACAAGCGGCACACCUCGUCUGUCACGAGGCCCUCCCCUUCGCAACAUGGUCUUUUGAGUGCCGGCUCCAAUUCAUCCGUUUCGGACAGCCGCAUGGAUGGAGCGGAAGAGGCGCCCGGUUCUGACGAUUCAAGCUCGUUCGGUUUCCGGGAGUCUCGCAGUAACUCCACCACUAUUGGGUUGGAUGGUGCGUAUACUCCAGGAUAUGGUACCAAAACCAAUCUGUUAGGAAAGCGUCCUCGUGGCAUCGCUGACCCGAGAAUCACACCAUUGGACGUCUUAUCCGACCGGGACAGCAGUUUCUCGGGGGGCUUGCAACCUGCAAGUGACAUGUUGCCUGGGAUGAUGACUCGAAGGAGAAACAGCCACAAAUACAAGCGAAGGUCAAAGACCGAGGUCAUAACCAUCCUGGGACCAGCGGGAGUUGGCAAGACUGCUCUGAUCAAGGCCGUACAACCUGUUAUCCGUCGCCAUGGCUAUUUCGCCCUCGGCAGAUUCGACAGGGCCCGGCCUUCUCCUUUUGAGCCUCUGAUCAAGGUCAUGGCAAGUCUCUUCCGACAGAUCUUCUCAGAGAAAGACGUCAAUUCGCCAUACCAUGAGCAUCUUCGGGCGCACGUUACGCCCUUCUGGCCGAUUCUACACUCGAUGUUGGACCUUCCUUCGACACUGCUUGAUGUCACUGUCCUCUCCAAGAAGCUCUUGCUCAAACCCGAUACCGCAAAUCAAAGCAUCAACACUGAGGUUCCGACAAUUGACAGCGGCGGUCCCAAGGCGCAUACAAUUCCACCUCACCACGGCACGUGGGACGCCAACGACUUUCUGCGUGGUCCGGCCAAUACCAAGUCCAUUCGACUCAUCAACACGUACAUGGAUGUUCUACGCACAAUCUGCACAGGCAAGUUGAUUUGUCUCUGCUUGGACGACCUUCAAUAUGCAGAUAGUGAAUCAAUCGAACUGCUGAUGCAUAUCAUCAGAGCGAAGGUGCCGGCUGUGCUUAUACUGUCGAGCAGAGUGGAGGAUGGAAACGUUCCUGAACCGACAGUCAAACUUCUAGAUCUCGAUUCUACUAAUAAGAUCGAAUUGGCCAACUUGCGCGAAAGGCAUGUCUUCGAAUAUGUUGCAGCAACAAUGUCUCAGCCGGUGGAAACAGUUCUGCCCCUUGCAGCCGUUGUCUACGCCAAAUCAGAAGGAAAUCCGUUCCUGGUCAAGGAUAUCCUCCAAACAUGCUAUCAACGGAACUGUUUGUGGUAUGAUUGGAAAGAAUCAGGAUGGCAGUUUGAUUUAGACAAGAUUUUCAAUGAGUUCAGCAGUGAAGGCUGCACGGACAAUGGUUAUCUGACCCGCCGGCUGCAAGAGUUACCACCCGCCGCAAGGUCAAUCCUGGCAUGGGCCUCUCUGAUCGGAACGACCUUCUCCUUCAAGUUGAUCCAGUCCAUUGUGACUGGGGAUUUCUUCUUCAGCAGCGGAAGAGAUCAGACGCAUGAUGCAACUUGUCCCAAACGUGCCAAGUUAAUGAAUCUAUCAGAAACUGACUGCAUCAAUGGGCUCCAACAACUGGUCAACAUGUUCAUCAUAAAUCCAGGUGAGACCGACGACGAAUUCCGCUUUGCGCACGGGCGAUACUUGAAAGCGGCGAACGAAAUGCGCGAAUGUCAGAACACUACCAAGAUGCAUUUCAUUAUCGCGCAAGCUAUGAUGACAUACCUCAGCCAAUGCAAGUAUAAUUUGUACCCUUUGGCACGUCACAUCUGUCUGUCUGCAGAAAUCGUGAAAGAGAGGAUUCCAACGCGGAUGCGUUAUCGCGAUGUCCUUUGGCGAGGAGCGCAGAAAGCAAUCGAAACUGGCGCGAAGGCUACUGGCCUCUGGUAUUACAAGUCUGCGCUCAAACUGCUACAAGACGACAAGUGGAACACGGACAACCCAGAUGUCUUCUAUGACGAAACUCUCCAACUUCACGUUAACACCGCUGAAAUCAUGUAUCUUCAAGGAGAGGAUGUUGAAGCCCUGGGACUUCUGAACGAGACAUUCGCUCAUGCAAAGUGCUCUGCGGAUAAAACUAGGUCUUUUAUCCUAAAAGGGCGUGUACUGGCUUCUCAAGGGAGAUUCAUGGAUGCGUUCAUGACUCAAAGAGAAUGUCUGGCAGAGCUAGGCCUUGCUUUACCGGAAACGACUUGGGAGGAAUGUGACGUCGAUUUCAAGAAGCUAGAGCUCCGACUGCAACAACUUGAUAAGGAGGCGCUUCUGACGGCUCCAUUGAGCGAAGACAAGACCGUAAUCGCUCUGGGUACAGUUCUCUCCGAAGCCCUUGGCGCUCUCUACUGGUCGAACGCUUUGCUAUGGUACCAACUCGUUAUAGCCUAUGUGAACACAAUUCUCGAUCGUGGUGUUUUUGUUCAGGCUGGAGUCGGCUUCACCAUGCUUGGUGCUGCCGCUAUUGGCCGCUUCAAGGACAUCGAGUUGGGCCUGUCUUAUGGCGAUAUUGCACAAGAAUUCUACACCAUGUUUGACGAUGCUUGGACGCGAGGUAGAGGUUGGACUCUGUACACCCUUUUUAUUGGCCACUACCAGACUCCAGUGCGAAAUCUUCUCCCUAUACUCGAUAGCGCACUCGAAUAUUCAUUGUCAUCCGGGGACAAGUUUGUCAGCAUCCUGAACAUUGGAGCCAUGGCUCUUUCGAGGUUUUGGGCUGGACAAGACCUUGGAGAAGUGGAGGCUUUCUGCAACUACGGCCCGGAAGAAUUUGAUGACUGGGACAAAGAUCGGCGAGGGGGGACACUUUUAACUGUUAUCAGACAGGUGUCACGGGCGCUGCAAGGAAAGACCAUAGCAGCUGACGCUGCCACUCUUCUCGACGAUGAAGAUCACCAAACCGAGUCAUGGUUGACGGAUUGUGGAAUGUACGCUGCGAACGCGCAACGUUCUCGCGACAUAUUCCACGCUAUGUCGCUUGUCGCUUACCAUCUACUGGGAUACCAUGAAUACGUCGUCCAAAAGGGAAGAGAAUUAAUCGUCGGAAGUCUUGAUGAGCUUUGGUCUAAUAGGCCCACCUGUGGCACUCGCUUCUACCUGGGCCUGUCUCUCAUCGCGGUCGCUAAAGAGAAGCCCGAAGAGGAGCGUGGACCUUAUAUCGAAGAGGCCAAGGAGAUGAAACGCUUCAUCGACGAUUGGGGAAAAGUCAAUGAUGUGAACUACUUUGCGUGGUCCAGGAUACUUGAAGCCGCUAUUUCCGACAUAACUAAAGUGUACUACAACGUCACUUCCAACCUCGAAAUGGCCAUUGACCAUUGUCAAGUUCACGGGUUCGCCAUGGAAGAGGCGCUGGCAGUGGAAAUGCAGGCUGACUUCCUCCUAUUGCGCGGGGCAAAGAGAGCCGGCAAGGUCAUGAUCCAAGAAGCCAUUGCCGCUUGGAACAGGAUCAAUGCGGCAGGGAAAGCUCGGCAGCUUCAAGAGAAGCAUGAGUGGCUGAUCAAAACCGCCACUACCUCGAGGACCAUGGACGCCACUACCCAGACACAGGAUUUGCAUGCAUUGACUGUAGGUGAAGGUGCGCAGAUCCAGAACAAGCGAGAAUAUACAAACCAAUGGGUGCAGCCGAAAGCCGCCGUCGCGACUCAAACACCCCAGGACGUUCCCGGCCUAGGCCUCGACAUCCUCGAUUUAACAUCUAUCCUGGAAUUCUCGCGCGUCAUAAGCUCAGAGCUCCAAAUCAACAAUCUCCUCUCCAAAAUGAUUUCAGUCAUCCUGGAAUCUGUUGGUGGGCAGGCAGAAUUCUGCGCAAUUGUUAUUGACUCCGAGGAUCAAGGAUGGUGUGUUGCAGCAAGCGCAGACCACGAGACAGGUGUCAAAACUUACCCCGAUGGAAUUCCGUUCUCAGAGGUCGACGACCAGGCCGCCCAGCAGAUCACCCAUUAUCUUCUUCGGACUAAAGAAACUGUGUUCGUGCACAACGUUCUCGAAGAUGAUCGGUUCUCCAAUGUAGGUGAUGCAUAUUUGGCAAGGAACCCUCAUGGACGUUCGAUCAUUGCCAUACCUAUCAUCCAGGCUGAUCAUUUGAUGGGUGUCAUCCAUCUCGAGGGGCGGCCAAACGCCUUCACUCAGCGCAAUAUGAUCGUUCUCAACCUUCUUACGAACCAAGUCGCCAUCUCACUUGGCAACGCGCUCCUCUACAGAAAGGUUCGCAAAGUUAGCGCAUCGAAUGCCAGCAUGGUCGAGUCUCAGAAGCGGGCCCUCGUAGCAGCACGUGAGGCAGAAGCUAAAGCCAAGAAGGCGGAGGCGGAGGCUAUGCAUAAUGUCAAAUUGAAGGAGGAAGCCGCCAAAGCGAAGUCAAUUUUCCUCGCCAACGUCAGUCAUGAGCUCCGAACUCCCCUGAACGGCGUGAUCGGUAUGUCCGAAUUACUCAAGGGUACUCCUUUGAGUAAAGACCAAGAACAAUAUGCGGACAGCAUCCGAGUCUGUGCGGACACAUUACUAACCGUUAUCAACGACAUUCUGGACUUUUCCAAGCUCGAGGCUGGCAAGAUGCAGAUGUUCACGGUUCCUCUAAAUUUGAAAGAGACUAUCACCGAGGUGGUGCGGGCGCUAGCCUAUACCAACCAGGAACAUGGACUCAAGACUAUUGAAGACCUGCAAAUAGACGAUAACUUGGUCCUCGGUGACCCAGUCCGCCUCCACCAAAUUUUCAUGAAUCUGCUGAGCAAUGCCUACAAAUUCACUCCCAAGGGCUCCGUCACGGUCAGAGCUCGAAAGAAUGCCGAAACGAGAGACAGGGUCAAAAUUACUUGCUCUGUUGCAGAUACUGGUAUCGGUAUCACGCAGGAGCAGCUCACACGGCUUUUCCAACCUUUCUCGCAAGCCGACUCGUCCACGGCGCGUUCGUAUGGGGGUAGCGGCCUUGGUCUCAGUAUCUGCAAGGCCAUGAUCGAAAACGUGCUCGGCGGUAAGAUCUGGAUUGAAUCAACGCCUGGCGUCGGCACGACGGUGUCCUUUACACUUACAUUCCAGAAAGCACCAAAGAACAGCAGUGUGCGCAACGAAAUCCAAAUCUCUGCUAAGGAUCCAGACCCCAUGGCGAAUUGGUCACAGUCGGCCAGUCCAGAGACAGAGCAGAAGACGUACAGUUUCUGUGACCUGAGCAAGGUUCCCCGUGAGGAAUUGCGUGUUUGCAUUGCCGAGGAUAAUCAGAUCAACAGAAAGAUUGCCAUUUCAUUCGUCAAUCGGCUUGGCUUGAAAUGUGAGGCCUAUGAAGAUGGGAAGCAAGCUUACGAGGCCUUGCAGGCCAAGAGUAAACAAGGAAAGCCAUUUCACCUGGUGCUGAUGGACGUCCAGAUGCCUGUGCUCGAUGGAUAUGAAGCGACCAAAGCAAUCAGAGCCGAUCCAGAUCCUAACGUAAGUCGAGUUCUGAUUAUUGCCAUGACGGCUUCGGCAAUUCGUGGCGACCGAGAGAAGUGCCUCGAGGCUGGAAUGAACGACUACCUUGCCAAGCCAGUCCGCCAGACUGCUCUGAAAGCCAUGCUGGACGAGUAUCUUCACAGAACCAAAGCAGCGCCGGAGAACUCAGUCAAGACCCCUGAAUCCAACUCAUCCCCUGUCGAUGAUGCCAACGGUUCGGCCGAAAGCGGUAGCAAGUCACCCAGCUCAACUACGAAUGGCGAAAAAUCACCCGGCUCGACGACGAACGGCGAAGAACCACCAAUGAGCCCGACAGAACGACCGAAGUUGCGUCGGCCGUUCAAGAGAGUGAUGAAGAAAGUCGAAGCCAGCAUCGCUGAGGUGAGCGAACAGGCAAACAAAGAAUCCGUGACAUCAGGUGUAGAGAAUGGCCAAGGUGGGAAGCCCAGUCCUCCUAGUGGCAAAAGGGAAACAGACGAACUAGGGAAGAUCACCUCGGAGCAAGUUGCUCCCAAACCAGUGCUCCACGUUGGUGGUGUGCUGCCCACCAACGGGCACGUCAAUGGCACGGUGAAUGGAACAGCUCACAGCAUUGAGGAGAUUGUGCCGUCAUUAACGCUGAUGGAACGAUCAGCAAAUGCAGAUCCCACGAAGGCGGAACCCUCGUGA
Messenger RNA from Fonsecaea multimorphosa CBS 102226, 7365 nucleotides. RefSeq lists its product as uncharacterized. The transcript is spliced from 3 exons. Gene Ontology annotation, biological process: protein autophosphorylation; phosphorelay signal transduction system. Gene Ontology annotation, molecular function: ATP binding; protein binding; histidine phosphotransfer kinase activity. The coding region runs from base 1 to 7365 and encodes 2454 amino acids. NCBI's taxonomy places the organism in Eukaryota, Fungi, Ascomycota, Eurotiomycetes, Chaetothyriales, Herpotrichiellaceae. The record is from RefSeq and is a predicted model, not a curated record.